Molecule: messenger RNA, 411 nt
Organism: Ilyonectria robusta
Lineage: Eukaryota; Fungi; Ascomycota; Sordariomycetes; Hypocreales; Nectriaceae
Exons: 1
Coding region: 1-411 (136 amino acids)
Source: RefSeq, a predicted model, not a curated record
AUGCUUGGCCCGCCAGCGUGGCUGUCCAACCGCAGUAUAGAAGAAAUCGCGUUUCAUUCUGACGAGUUUACUACACUACACGACGAGUUCGUGGAUGCUAUGGGAGAGCAGGAAAUGGCUCUGGACGGGACCAACGUCCACACUGAGCUGAUGUGCGCGUCCUGGGCGUCGGGCUCAUACUGGUACACGAGGGCCCUCGACUCUCCGACCGCCCUGUUGGCUCUGUACAUCAACAACAUCCAGCCUCGGUUCGGGGAAUUUAACGGCAGCACAUGGGAGGAGUUCAGCCGUCCGCUCAUGCGGUUGUGGGACGUGGACAGCCUGCGAUUCGUUUCAGCCAAGGUUCAAGAGCAGGAGCAGUACGCCGAUCAACUCCGGGCGAUGUUUUCCCCGUCCACACGCGAAGAAUGA